Molecule: messenger RNA, 4377 nt
Organism: Fragaria vesca subsp. vesca
Lineage: Eukaryota; Viridiplantae; Streptophyta; Magnoliopsida; Rosales; Rosaceae
Exons: 11
Coding region: 1-3669 (1222 amino acids)
Molecular function (GO): protein binding
Source: RefSeq, a predicted model, not a curated record
AUGUCGCCGGCGUUGCUAGAGUCCCCACCUCCGGCAACCACCACCGGUCAGAUUUCUUUUUCUCUCCCUCUUUUCAAUCAAUCUAACACCAUCAUGAACCCUUCGAAUGCCGGCUCCGAUUUUAGCUUCAGUUCCUCGUCGCGCUCAGGUCUUUCGAGGCCGAGGCUUUUGAAGGUCCGGCGAGGCCUGAAUUCUCAGGUCUUGGAACCAUCGCCGUCGCCGGAGGCCGGGGCUCCUCCCGGCUUCAAUCCGUUCCGGAUUUCAGGCUCCGGAGAUGACUCGGAUUCGAAUUUGAAUAAGGGGAGAGGUGUGACUGAGCAAAUGAGCGAUUUGAGAAUCGGGAGUGGCGUGGAGACGAAAGAUGAUUCAGGAAGUAGGUUGAGUUCAGCUGGAGGGUUUGUGUUUGGGGGGAGUAGUUCUAGUUUCGAUGAAAGUGUUGCGUCGGAUAUGAGCAAGUUGAAUAUUGAGGGCUCUGGGAGUGGUGGAGCUGUUGAGAGAGGUAAUGAUGGGAGAUUUGAUAGUAGGACAGGGUUCGGGGUGGGGAGUAAGGACAAUGUGGGUGGUUCUUUGGGUAGAAAUGCGGAUUCGGAGCUCCUCCAUGAGUUGGAGAAGAAAUUGAACAUUAAUGAGAAUGAGCAGAUGGGCGGCGCGCAUAAUGCUGAUGGUGUGAAUAAGUUUGUGUUUAGUACUAGCAAGUCCUUUGGUGGAAGCUCGGUGAAUGCACUUCCUGAUCAGAUGAAGAAUCUGAACGUAGGUCUUAGUUUCGAUGGGGGAAAAGAGAGUAUUCUGUUGAGAAAGAUGGAGAGUUUGGAUAUAGGAGCCAAGGCUGGACACUCUACUCAAUCAGAUAGAGGGACAUCAUCCCACGAAACGCUUGUGAAGAACAUGGAACCUGGAAACCGCGGUGACAGACCUGAGAGGGAGGAGGGAUUUAACUUUACAAGCAAACAAGAGCAUUUGAGCACAUCCUCUGUAGAGUUUAAAACACCAAGCAGUAAAGCCAACUUGUUUUCUGGCAUAAACAAGAAAUUGGAAUUCAAUGCAAAGAGGGAGCCAGCAAGGUCUAGGGAUACAAGAAUGAAUAAACCAAGUGGAAAACUAAGGAACUCUACUCCAUCCCAGCUGUGGCACGGGCAUGGUGCUGUUUCAAAUAUUGGUUCUCCUGUAAACGUUGAGGCUUCUGAAUCCUAUUCACCAAUGGACAUUUCUCCUUAUCAAGAAACAUUGGCUGGUAACCAAUGUUCAAAAGAAAAUUCUGCAUCUUCUGAAUCAUUUAGUCUGGUCAACGACUAUCUGGAAACUGAUUCAGUCCCGAAAGCUUCAAAUGAUUCUAUUGAUGAAGAUCUUGCUAUGGCAACAGAAUGUCUUAAUAUAAAUAAAGUUGAUGGAGUGAGCAGAUCGUCGCAAGGUGAAGCUUUUGAGCAUCGUUUAGGUGGAAGUGUUAAUGCUGAUGCAACUGUUGAAGGAUAUGUUUCUGGGGCUGAAACCGAAAGCUUUAAGUCUGCAACUGAGGAGGUAGACUAUAUUAGUGACACGGCUAAUUCAGCAGAGAAUGAAGUUAGUCCAAGCCCAAAGAUGGAGAGAUACGAUACUGAUGGCAGGAUACACUUUGACUUUCAUGCAAGCUCAUCGAAUAGAAGUGGAUUAAACUUCACAUUUGCUGCCUCUACUGCUGCUCAAUCUCAAUUAUCACCAUCAAAACGCUUGCACAAAAAGAAAAAUAUGGUGAAGAUUGGUCAAGAUGCCAAUACUUUUGUUCCAAAUGGUAAGGUUCCAUAUGGAUCAUCAUCUGCAGAGUUUUCGCCAUAUUCUGGAGCUCCAGUACUUUCGACACUGGGGCUCCAUCAUGAAAUUCCAAUAUCACAAUGCAAUGAAAAUAAUUCUGGGGUGCAGAAGGAAAAGGAGAUCAAACAAGAGGCUGUCUCUUUGUCUGCUGAAACAGCUGCAGCUCAGGAAGCAUGUGAGAAGUGGCGACUAAGGGGUAACCAAGCAUAUUCUAAUGGGGAUCUGUCUAAGGCCGAAGACUGCUAUACCCAAGGGGUAAAUCGUGUUUCUGAAAAUGAGACAUCUAGAAGUUGUCUCAGGGCACUGAUGCUGUGCUAUAGCAACCGUGCAGCAACACGUAUGUCUCUUGGAAGAAUUCAAGAUGCACUUGGAGAUUGUAUGAUGGCUGCUGCAAUAGAUCCCAACUUCCUCAAAGUGCAGGUUAGAGCUGCCAACUGUUAUCUUACCCUUGGGGAGGUUCAAGAUGCUUCACAACAUUUUAGUAGGUGCCUCCACUUGGCAAGUGAUGUCUGUGUGGACCAAAAGAUUGCAGCAGAAGCCUCUGAUGGAUUACAAAAGGCGCAGAAAGUGUCAGAAUGUCUGAAUCUUUGUGCUGAACUUAUGCAAAGGAAGACAUCUAUCAAUGCAGAGCGUGCUUUGGAACUUAUUGCUGAGGCUUUGGCAAUAAGCCCUAGUUCAGAAAAGUUACAUGAAAUGAAGGCGGAGGCUCUUUUCACGAUGCGGAGGUAUGAAGAGGUGAUUGAGCUUUGUGAGAAGACCCUUGGUUCUGCUGAAAAGAACUCCCCUUUAGUAGAUACCUCCAUUUCAUUAGAUGGUUAUGAACUCUCAAAGACCUUGUACUUCAGACUUUGGCGGUGUCGUUUGAUUUUUAAAUCCUAUUUCCAUUUAGGAAAACUUGAGGAGGGCCUUGCUUCACUAGAGAAAGAAGAGGAAAAGGUAUCUACAACGUAUAGGAAUUGGAGAAAAAUUCUGGAAUCAUCUAUUCCCGUUCUCAUUGUUCGUGAGCUGUUAUCUCAUAAGGUUGCUGGGAAUGAAGCAUUUCAGGCAGGGAGGCAUAAUGAGGCUGUUGAGCAUUAUACUACUGCUUUGUCAUGUAAUACAGAAUCACGUCCUUUCACAGCUGUUUGUUUUUGCAAUCGUGCUGCUGCAUACAAAGCAUUAGGCCAGAUCACUGAUGCUAUUGCAGAUUGCAGCCUAGCUAUAGCUCUUGAUGGAAGUUAUCUAAAGGCUAUCUCUAGGCGAGCUACGUUAUAUGAGAUGAUCAGAGAUUAUGGACAAGCAGCUAAAGAUCUUAAUAGACUUGUAUCUCUUCUCACUAAGCAGUUAGAGGAAAAUAUCAAUCAGUGUGGAACCUUUGAUAUAUCCAAUAGCAUCAAAAGUGAUUUGAAACAAGCUCGUCUUCGUCUUUCAGAAGUAGAAGAAGAAGCUAGAAAGGACAUCCCCUUGGAUAUGUACAUUAUUCUGGGAAUCAAACCAUCUAUUUCAGCAUCAGAAAUUAAGAAAGCCUAUCGGAAAGCUGCACUAAGACAUCAUCCUGACAAGGCUGUUCAAUUCUUUGCUAGGAGUGAAACUGGUGAUGAUGGGCUCUGGAAGGAGAUAGCAGAAGAAGUGCACAAGGAUGCUGACAGGCUUUUUAAAAUGAUUGGGGAGGCAUAUGCAGUACUUUCAGACUCUGCCAAGCGUGCACGGUAUGAUGCUGAAGAGCAGACUAGGAAUGGUCAAAAGAAACGCAGUGGAAGUAGCGCAGCUAGAAUGCCUGCAGAUGCUCAAAAUUACCCAUUUGAAAGAAGCGGAAGUAGCCGACAGUGGAGAGAGUCGUGGAGAUCAUAUGGCAACUCAUAUUCCAGAGGGUCAGAAGCGACAUGGUCUGAUAGAUAUUCAUGAAAAGUUUGUUUAGAAUCAUCUGAUCAGAACCUGGAUUUCAUGAGCUAUUAGGGGAAUGUGGAGCACAUGACUUUGUUUAGUUGAUGCAUUCUAUAUGUAGUUCCAAUCCGCCAACCUUUGCAAUUGGUUCAGGCAGCAUCAGAAUUUCAACAGCUCGAGUGAUAUUGCAAUUGUGCUGGCACUGAAGGCAUACCGGGAAGGAGAAAAGCAGGCUAUAUUUCCUUGGAAUGAUUGGUGAUCACAACCUGUAACAGGAAUAUCAAAAUACCGGAUGAAAGGAUGCCUUCCAUGCAAUGUGUGUUUGUGUGUAGGAGAGUGAAAGAAAAGAGGAUGUGUACAUAGGAGCUGAUAUCUAAAGAGGCAAAACCUGAAAUGAAGCGACAAGGAGGAUUUCCUUUACUAUCAGAAUUAAGAAAUGACGACAUGAUUUGUGUUAUUCUGUUUUUGAUUUGGUUGAGAGGUUGGAGGAAACUACUGACCAAAGAAAAAGAAAUUAAGAAAAGAAAAGAAAAGGAAGAAAGGAAGAUCGAAGAACAACUAGUGUGAUUGUGAUAGUGUGAUACUGUGAGGAAGUUGAAAGCAUUUUUCUUGUUCUCAUAGGUACAGCAAUUGAUUCUUUAUACAUAAAAGUGUAUAUUGCUUUUGUUAGAUAGCAGAAUGUUUUACAAAACUAUGAAUCUCACAGAUGUGUUUGUGUUCCAGCUCAUU